AUGUCGCUACAAUUCAUCUCUGCGCCACCAAACGGCCUGGUGGACGCUCGCUUCACAGGCUUCCUUUGGUAUUCAUACCGACGUAUACCCUCUUCGCCGACCAACGCUACGAUAAGAAUUCUUUCCGCUGCUUUCAACGCGACCGCCCCCACAUCGUACAACGCCGCUUUAUCCCCGCAUCCAUCUGCCCUCGUCUUCGCAGCUCAGAUCUCUCCUCUCCUUCUCGUCUGCAUCUUCAUUAUUGCGCCAUGUCUGCUCUCGCUGGCGCGCAAAGCCUAUCGCGGGAAUCGCAGCGAAGGCAGUGCUCCGCCUGCUUCCGCCUUCGCCUACUUUGCUCCUUUUGUCACAGAGAAAGAUGUUCGUCAAUAUCGCUUCCCGGAUCUCAACGCAUCGGUCCCCUUUGCCAACGACGACGGUCGUUCCACAUCAACGUCGUCUAGUCUCGACGCUGAACCUUUAGGUACCGACGGAUUCAAAAGGCAACGGAAACGUCUCAAUCGACUUCUCCUCGUUGCACUUUUCCAGUCGGUCGCAUGGACUGCUGGCACGGGGUGGACGUUCGCUUCUUACGAACGUAAUCACACCCUCAUAUGCCUCUCGCAAGUAGCUGCUUGGGUCACUAUCUUUUGCCGCCUGUUGGUUCGACCGCCUCAAACACCAACAUUCGAUCUGGUCGCCUUGGUCUUUGCCCUCAAUGUCACCGCCUGGAUCGACCUAUUCACUUUCGUGCCUCUGCUCAGCGGCCGUUCGAAUCGUCUGCAACUGGAUGCCACAUCAAGCAUCGCUAUAGUAAUGAGUGCUGCCAAUGCAAUCAUCUGCAUCUAUGCUGCGUCUCUUUUCCUGCGCAUGCCCGUCGCUCAGGGCGGCUACGAGGCUGUUGUUAGCCUGGAAGAACGGAUAGGAGCAAGGAACAAGGAAGAGUCAACUCGAAAAGACAGCGCUGCAGUGUACCGACUCUGCCCGACAUCACCGGAAGACUUCUGCAGCCUCUACGAGAACCUUUCCUAUUCGUGGAUGGCACCCAUUCAAAAGCUUGCUCUGAGACGCUCGCUUGCACCAACCGAUGUGUGGCGUCUUCGUUCAAUCAACGACACUCGCCUGCUGUAUCGCAAGUUCAAGGAACUCGAGCAGAUCACAGACACGACUGGCCGCAAGCCUCGUCUGCUCUCCCGCAUUCUACGUGCGAAUGCCAACGACAUCCUGCUCGACGCUUGCUUCAAGUUGAUCAGCGUAAGCUUCGCCUAUCUCGGUGCUUACAUCCUCAAAUCAAUACUGGACGAGAUCCAAAUUGCGGCGAACCUCGACCGAGACCUUCCGGAUCAUGCAGAAAGCCCAUCCGAAUCACGGUGGACGCCACGCCAGAAAGCCUUCGUCUACGCAUGCAUAGGCCUUUGUCUGACGGUGGUACGUUUUCUUGCCGAACUGCAAAACUUCCAUCACGCUCGCCAAGUAGGUCUUCGCUUGCGAUCCACGCUUGUUGUGUCUCUCUUUGAAAAGGCGCUCAAAAGACGAGACCUGAGUGGUCAGACAAAAUCACCAUCAGCGAGUCCCUCGAAUGGACACGGCGAAAGUGUAGCAUCACGCUCGGCAGCUUCCAACGUCCUGGAUAGCACAGAGGACGAAGUUUCAGAAAUCACCUCACCUGUUGCUACCGACGCUAAUACCUAUCUGCAGCCACCAAAGCGGGAUGGUGUGCGUCAGAAGCAGUCGUGGUCCUCGUCGUUGCGCAUCAGCAAAUUGAAGCAGGUAUCUUUCGAUUCGCUUCGAUCAAGAGUGAAGGAUCAGAUGACCAUUCGCAGGAAGAGACGUCUGGAAAAGCAGAAACAGCAAGAGCAAGAGCAAUCUGCUGAUGUCGGUCGCAUCGUCAACAUGAUGGCGUCCGACGUCAACAUUCUCUUACGCAUGGGCUGCGAUCUGCAUCAGCUGUAUGGAGCUCCGCUGGAGGUCACCAUCGCUGCCAUCUUUCUCUACAAGCUCAUGGGCUGGAGCGCCCUGGUCGGCUUCGGAAUCCUCGUAGCUGCCGUACCUGUCAAUUAUGUGUGGGGCGAGAUCGCCAUCCGCAAGCAACGCGAGUACAGCUCUGCGCGAGACGCCCGGAUGAGCAUGAUGACCGAGCUCAUCGACGCCAUGCGCUUCGUCAAGAUCCAAGGUGUCGAGCCGCAGUGGGAAGAGCGGGUUUCCUCAGCUCGGCGAAAGGAAAUUCGCAAGCUCAUCUCGUCGCGAAUCAUGACUUUCCUCUUCGAGCUUCUGUGGACGAUCAUCCCUGUCCUCGUCACACUGGUCAGCUUCUUCUUCUACGUCAAGGUCGCCAAGGAGGAGUUGACGGUUUCUACCGCGUUCACUGCUGUUGCGCUUUUCACAAUGAUUCGUCCCCCGUUGAACGCUAUUCCUGGCUUCUUGAUGGGAGGAUUGAUAGCUAUGGUCAGCGUACAGCGACUCGAGUCUUUCCUCAACGAGCAAGAGGUCGAGGAGGCGGUCAGUCGGCUUUCGAGACAGCAAUCCUCUCCCUCGCAUGCAAGCAAGAAUCCGGACAUCGACGAGAAUGGACAAGCUCAGGAUGGAGAACACGACGCCGACGAAAACGUGCUUGCGAUCGAAGGAUGCAGCUUCCACUGGCACAGCAAGAGCACCACCAUGCGCCUCGAUUUGGACGAUCACCCAAGCGAUGGUGCUGAUGUUUCACCCCAUUCAACCUUCGGCUUGCGCGAUCUCAACGUCUCGUUCCCUGCUGGCAAGCUCACGUUGGUCAUGGGGCCAACGGGCUCAGGCAAGAGCAGCUUGCUUGCAGCCAUUUUAGGCGAGAUGCUCCAAUCCGAAGGGGGCACCGUUGUACGCAACAAAUUCGAUCGGUACGGCAACAGUUGCUUCAGCUUUGCGAGUCAGCUGCCGUGGCUCGAAGCGGGCAAAUCGGUGCGGGCCAACAUUCUCUUUGGCACAGCCUAUGACGAGGCCAGAUACAAGACGUGCAUCCACGCCUGUGCUUUGCAAGACGAUCUGGACUCGAUGGACGAUGGCGACCUGACGCAGAUCGGCUCGCACACCGUGUCCGGUGGGCAGAAAGCACGGAUCUCUCUUGCUCGUGCACUGUACGCGCGGUCAAGCACUGUGCUCCUGGACGAUGUGCUCUCGGCAGUGGACACACGCGUACAGAAUCACAUUGUCAAGUACGCCAUUUUGGGACCCAUUGCAAAGGAUCGCCGAGUCAUCCUGGUGACGCAUCACGGGCACCUUCUGAUCGAUUGGGCGGCACUGGUGGUCAGCAUGCAGAAUGGGCGCAUUCUUCAUCAGGGAAGACCCGCCGAUUUGCAGGCGAGAGGCCUGCUCGGUUCCUUUUCUUCGCGUCAUGCCGGCAGCAGCAAAGGGGCUGACGCUCAGGCAGCUGCUGGCGUCGAAGAGGAUGCAAAAGGGGUGCAGGAAGCAGAUGGAACUUCCCAAGAUCCCGCAGCUACAAAGGACGGCCUGGCUGUGGAGGCUACGCCGAGCCAUACGGCGGAGCUUGCAUCAGGUGCACGAACACCCCGUUUGUUGCAUCAGGAAGAGAAGCGUCGAGAGGGAGCCGUCAGCUGGGUCUUUUACCAAACGUAUCUGCAAGCAUCGUCGCUUCGUAUCUGGGCAGUGUUGGUUCUGCUCCUGCUGCUCCUCCGAUUGUCCGAAUCGUUCGGGCAGUACUGGCUCAAGGUGUGGGGCGAGGCCUACACAGACUAUGGUAUGCGAUCUGCCGUGUCACUGGUGGCGGCACGAAUCUCUUCUCGUGUUCCAUUCGAUUUACCUCCUGCUGAUGGCCACGCCGGCUUUUACCUGACCGUUUACGGCCUCAGUGGGUUUGCGGUGAUACUUUUCAACAGCUCCAGAGCCGUCUGCUUCUACGUGGCUUCCAUUCGGGCGUCGCAGAAUCUCUUCGCAACGCUCCUGGCCAACGUCAUACGAGCACCGCUCCGUUGGUUCGACGUGACCCCUCAAGGUCGGAUCAUGAAUCGCUUCGGAACGGACAUGGAUUGCAUCGACAACAUUCUGCCGCAAUCGAUCAUGAAUCUGGGCAACAAUGCCUUUUCCAUGGCAGCCUACUUUCUGAUCUGCGUCGUGAUCGUUCCCGCGUUUCUCGUGCCGUCUUUCCUGCUGGUCGUGCUGGGACCUUGGCUGGUGAGUGGGUUUUUGGCCUGCACCCGUGAUAUGCAGAGGAUCGAGGCGACGUCGACGUCGCCCAUCUACGGACAUUUCCAGCAGGCGCUGUCUGGUAUCGUGACGAUACGAGCCUUUGGCGCCGAACCGCGACUGCUCGAGUCGAUGCUGGAUGCGGUGGAUCUGUAUCAGUCGCUUUGGUGGGCGGUUUGCACGAUGGAGGUGUGGCUCAGCUUUCGGUCGCAGAUCCUGGGAGGUAUUUCCGUGUUCGUCGUGACUUUGCUGGCUCUUUCGGGAGCGGUGACACCAGGGUCGGCGGGGUUGGCACUUUCGUCUGCGCAGCUCCUGUGCCAGCUGGCGUACUAUCUCGUCAACGACUUUAAGAACCUCGCCAACAGCUUCAACUCGCUCGAACGGGUUGCCGAGUACCAGCAGAUGCCUCGCGAGGAAAGCGACGAGAUUGUGGCUGGGUAUUCCACUCGACUCGUUCCGGCUGCGUGGCCGUCGGCGAGCGCAAGUAUCGUCUUUGACAAUGUGAGCUUGCGGUACGCGGACGACCUGCCGAACGUUUUGAAGGGGGUGAGCUUCGACGUCAAGCCAGGGGAGAAGGUGGGCAUCAUAGGACGGACUGGCUCGGGAAAGAGUAGUUUGGCGUCCAGCUUGUUCCGGGCUGUCGAGCUGAGCGGUGGUCGGAUCUUGGUGGAUGAUAUCGAUAUCAAGACGAUCCCAUUGCAGCAGCUGCGGAGUCGGCUGAGCAUCGUGAUGCAGGAUCCGGUGUUGUUCUCGGGCACUGUUCGGGACAAUUUGGAUCCGUUCAACGAGCACGAAGACGCAGAGGUUCUGGACGCGCUCAGGAAGGUUGGGCUUGCCGCGCCGAUGGACGGUCAGGACGAGGCGGGGGACACGCAAGAGCAGCUGGUUGAUCUCUCGGACACAAGCAUCGAGGCUCCCCCGGAAGCGAGUCCAAAAACGAACAUGCGGCUCGGACUGGACACGCCCGUGUCGUUGGGAGGCGCCAACUUCUCCGCCGGCCAAGCUCAGCUGCUGUCCCUCGCCCGAUCGCUUCUGCGCGCAACGCGGAUCCUCAUCCUGGACGAAGCCACUUCGUCCACCGACAUGGACACCGACGCCAUGGUGCAGCGCGUCAUCCGCACAGCGCUCAAAAACUCGAUCGUCAUCUGCAUCGCACACCGCCUCAAGAGCGUCAUCGACUACGAUCGCAUCGUCGUCAUGCAGGACGGCAAGCUGGUCGAGUGCGGUCGACCGAAGCAGCUGCUCGAGAAGCCGGAUGCGGACGAGGGUGCGUUCUUCAAGAGGCUUUGUCGGCAUUCGGCAGAGUAUGGAGAGCUGUGUGCUGCUGCGGGGGUGGAACAGGGACGCAAUUAG
Messenger RNA from Pseudozyma hubeiensis SY62, 5505 nucleotides. RefSeq names its product multidrug resistance-associated ABC transporter. Gene Ontology annotation, molecular function: ATP binding; ATP hydrolysis activity; ABC-type peptide transporter activity. The transcript has a single exon. Lineage: Eukaryota; Fungi; Basidiomycota; Ustilaginomycetes; Ustilaginales; Ustilaginaceae. Gene Ontology annotation, biological process: transmembrane transport. The coding region runs from base 1 to 5505 and encodes 1834 amino acids. The record is from RefSeq and is a predicted model, not a curated record. Gene Ontology annotation, cellular component: membrane; fungal-type vacuole.